UAGAGCAUGAUGAACCCAGCCGUUAGCAGGAAGGCGGCACAACAACGUCAGCGGCGCACCUACAGAGUGAGAAGAGAUAUUUUCGCUGAGUACGACGAUGCUGAGUUACUGAAAAGAUUCAGAUUGGACCGUGCUGGUAUUGUUGCAGUGACUGAUAUAGUGAGAGACAAGCUGCAAAGUAAAACUGAAAGAAAUAGAGCCUUGACCCCUGAGAUGGUAGCCAUCACAUUACGAUAUUUAGCCACAGGAAAAAUGCAACAGUGCAGUUGUGAUGAUUUUGGAACAACGCAGCCCACUAUCAGCCGUGCAAUAUCACAGACAAUUGAUGCACUGGCUGACCCAGAAGUAAUCUGCCAGUUCGUGGCUUUCCCUCACACCCAGCGUGAAGUGCAGCAAAAACAGGCAGAGUUCAUGCAAGUAACUCAGUUUCCCGGUGUUGUGGGAGUGAUUGAUGGCACUCAUAUAAGAAUUGUGUCUCCUCAUGUCGAUGAACAUGUAUAUGUGAACAGGAAACGCUAUCACAGCAUAAAUGUGCAAGUAGUAUUUGAUGCUCACUAUAAGAUUCUUGACAUUGUGGCAAGGUGGCCUGGCUCAGUCAACGAUGCAAGAAUACUAGAUAAGUCAGCACUCAAACUGAUGUUUGAGGAACAACAUGUACCUGCAGGAUGCUACCUUCCCGGGGACAGUGGCUAUCCCUGUAAGCAGUGGCUCCUCACUCCUUACCUUCGCCCUCAAACUGUUGCACAAGCUAAUUAUAACAGUUCCAGUACCUUACGAUGCAGCCGAGGGGACUGACGCCACCACCACCACUGCCACCACCGCCACAACAAGGGUUAUUCGAGUGGGGAACAUGCUUCAGGUGUUGCCCCAAGAUGCCUCAGCCCCGCAGCCCCACUUCCCCAUGAUAGUGCAGGCAGGGAAUGUCAUACAGGUUGUUCCAGCUGACAACACGCAGGUAUUAGGGGCAGAAGUUGUUGGAGUUGGUCGGGUCAUGCAAGUGGUCGGAGUCCCAGGCUUUCCCCCGACCCCAGCCCCAGACCCCUGCCCCAGCCACCCCUCUCCCUGUGACCCCUGCCCAGUCAUCCCUCACCCCCUCCUGCCCCCCUGCGGUGCUGCCAGCGGGGGUGAUGGGAGGUGGAGGUGGGCCACACACACCUGGGUUAGCUGUGGCUUGGCUUAUCUCCCUCCUCAGCAGCAAAUCCCGAGGAUCAACGAGGACAUGGUGGACCCAGAGAUUGCAGCAGCAGCGAGAGAGAGAGAGAGAAGCAAGAGAGGAGGGAGAGGAAGGAGAGGAGGAGGAGAGAGAGGGAGGCCAGGAGGGAGGCACGUCAGAGAGAGAGGGAGAGGAAGAGGUUGAUUCUGUUACAACAACAACUGCAACAACAACAACAGUUAGUCAGUGAGGAGGGGGAGGGGCCGUCCUCUGAUGCUGAGGAUGAGGUAUUGUUCAGGGUAAGUAGUAGUAGUAGUAGUAGUAAUGCAUCAUUUUUAAACUUUCCGAGAUAAUCUUAUUUCAACAGGUAGAGAUGAAAAAGUCUUCUAACUGACAAAAAAAAACAUUAUCUAUUUAUUUUGUUAUGUAGGCCAGCCAGCCGUGGGGGGACAAAACUUCAAUAAAAGAGACUCUCUGAGGUGUGGCUCCCCAAAAUAGAAUUGCAAAUGGUAGCCAGAAUUUACAUGAAUACUGGAGGGUGCUGUCAGGCCAAACCAGCUCCCCAUCUGUGCCUAUGCAGUGUCUGGCCAGCCACUAGUGUGUUUUGGGGGCUCAGACCAGCAGAUUCCCACUGUUUAUUCACUGUUUGUGUUGAUGCAGUGUCUGGCCAGCCACUUGUGUGUUUUGGGGGCUCAGACCAGCAGAUUCCCACUGUUUAUUCACUGUUUGUGUUGACGCAGUGUCUGGCCAGCCACUUGUGUGUUUUGGGGGCUCAGACCAGCAGAUUCCCACUGUUUAUUCACUGUUUGUGUUGAUUUAGUGUUUGGCCAGCCACUUGUGUGUUUUGGGGGCUCAGACCAGCAGAUUCCCACUGUUUAUUCACUGUUUGUGUUCAUCUAGUGUUUGGCCAGCCACUUGUGUGUAUGUAGGGGACUCAGACCAGCAGAUUCCCACUGUUUAUCCACUGUUUGUGUUGAUGCAGUGUUUGGCCAGCCACUUGUGUGUUUUGGGGGCUCAGACCAGCAGAUUCCUACUAUUUAUCCACUGUUUGUGUUGAUCUAGUGUUUGGCCAGCCACUUGUGUUUAUGUAGGGGAUUCAGACCAGCAGAUUCCCACUGUUUAUCCACUGUUUGUGUUGAUCUAGUGUUUGGCCAGCCAGUUGUGUGUUUUGGGGGCUCAGACCAGCAGAUUCCCACUGUUUAUUCACUGUUUGUGUUGAUUUAGUGUUUGGCCAGCCACUUGUGUGUUUUGGGGUCUCAGACCAGCAGAUUCCCACUGUUUAUUCACUGUUUGUGUUGAUCUAGUGUUUGGCCAGCCACUUGUGUGUAUGUAGGGGACUCAGACCAGCAGAUUCCCACUGUUUAUCCACUGUUUGUGUUGAUGCAGUGUUUGGCCAGCCACUUGUGUGUUUUGGGGGCUCAGACCAGCAGAUUCCUACUAUUUAUCCACUGUUUGUGUUGAUCUAGUGUUUGGCCAGCCACUUGUGUUUAUGUAGGGGAUUCAGACCAGCAGAUUCCCACUGUUUAUCCACUGUUUGUGUUGAUCUAGUGUUUGGCCAGCCAGUUGUGUGUUUUGGGGGCUCAGACCAGCAGAUUCCCACUGUUUAUUCACUGUUUGUGUUGAUCUAGUGUUUGGCCAGCCACUUGUGUGUUUUGGGGGCUCAGACCAGCAGAUUCUCACUGUUUAUUCACUGUUUGUGUUGAUCUAGUGUUUGGCCAGCCACUUGUGUGUAUGUAGGGGACUCAGACCAGCAGAUUCCCACUGUUUAUCCACUGUUUGUGUUGAUGCAGUGUUUGGCCAGCCACUUGUGUGUAUGUAGGGGACUCAGACCAGCAGAUUCCCACUGUUUAUUCACUGUUUGUGUUGAUGCAGUAUUUGGCCAGCCACUUGUGUGUAUGUAGCGGACUCAGACCAGCAGAUUCCCACUGUUUAUCCACUGUUUGUGUUGAUGCAGUGUUUGGUCAGCCACUUGUGUGUUUUGGGGGCUCAGACCAGCAGAUUCCUACUAUUUAUCCACUGUUUGUGUUGAUCUAGUGUUUGGCCAGCCACUUGUGUUUAUGUAGGGGAUUCAGACCAGCAGAUUCCCACUGUUUAUCCACUGUUUGUGUUGAUCUAGUGUUUGGCCAGCCAGUUGUGUGUUUUGGGGGCUCAGACCAGCAGAUUCCCACUGUUUAUUCACUGUUUGUGUUGAUCUAGUGUUUGGCCAGCCACUUGUGUGUUUUGGGGGCUCAGACCAGCAGAUUCUCACUGUUUAUUCACUGUUUGUGUUGAUCUAGUGUUUGGCCAGCCACUUGUGUGUAUGUAGGGGACUCAGACCAGCAGAUUCCCACUGUUUAUCCAUUGUUUGUGUUGAUGCAGUGUUUAGCCAGCCACUUGUGUGUAUGUAGGGGACUCAGACCAGCAGAUUCCCACUGUUUAUCCACUGUUUGUGUUGAUGCAGUGUUUGGCCAGCCACUUGUGUGUAUGUAGGGGACUCAGACCAGCAGAUUCCCACUGUUUAUUCACUGUUUGUGUUGAUGCAGUAUUUGGCCAGCCACUUGUGUGUAUGUAGCGGACUCAGACCAGCAGAUUCCCACUGUUUAUCCACUGUUUGUGUUGAUGCAGUGUUUGGCCAGCCACUUGUGUGUUUUGGGGGCUCAGACCAGCAGAUUCCUACUAUUUAUCCACUGUUUGUGUUGAUCUAGUGUUUGGCCAGCCACUUGUGUUUAUGUAGGGGACUCAGACCAGCAGAUUCCCACUGUUUAUCCACUGUUUGUGUUGAUCUAGUGUUUGGCCAGCCAUUUGUGUGUUUUGGGGGCUCAGACCAGCAGAUUCCCACUGUUUAUUCACUGUUUGUGUUGAUCUAGUGUUUGGCCAGCCACUAGUGUGUUUUGGGGGCUCAGACCAGCAGAUUCUCACUGUUUAUUCACUGUUUGUGUUGAUCUAGUGUUUGGCCAGCCACUUGUGUGUAUGUAGGGGACUCAGACCAGCAGAUUCCCACUGUUUAUUCACUGUUUGUGUUGAUGCAGUAUUUGGCCAGCCACUUGUGUGUAUGUAGCGGACUCAGACCAGCAGAUUCCCACUGUUUAUCCACUGUUUGUGUUGAUGCAGUGUUUGGCCAGCCACUUGUGUGUUUUGGGGGCUCAGACCAGCAGAUUCCUACUAUUUAUCCACUGUUUGUGUUGAUCUAGUGUUUGGCCAGCCACUUGUGUUUAUGUAGGGGACUCAGACCAGCAGAUUCCCACUGUUUAUCCACUGUUUGUGUUGAUCUAGUGUUUGGCCAGCCACUUGUGUGUUUUGGGGGCUCAGACCAGCAGAUUCCCACUGUUUAUUCACUGUUUGUGUUGAUCUAGUGUUUGGCCAGCCACUAGUGUGUUUUGGGGGCUCAGACCAGCAGAUUCUCACUGUUUAUUCACUGUUUGUGUUGAUCUAGUGUUUGGCCAGCCACUUGUGUGUAUGUAGGGGACUCAGACCAGCAGAUUCCCACUGUUUAUUCACUGUUUGUGUUGAUCUAGUGUUUGGCCAGCCACUUGUGUGUAUGUAGGGGACUCAGACCAGCAGAUUCCCACUGUUUAUCCAUUGUUUGUGUUGAUGCAGUGUUUGGCCAGCCACUUGUGUGUAUGUAGGGGACUCAGACCAGCAGAUUCCCACUGUUUAUCCACUGUUUGUGUUGAUGCAGUGUUUGGCCAGCCACUUGUGUGUAUGUAGGGGACUCAGACCAGCAGAUUCCCACUGUUUAUUCACUGUUUGUGUUGAUGCAGUGUUUGGCCAGCCACUUGUGUGUAUGUAGGGGACUCAGACCAGCAGAUUCCCACUGUUUAUCCACUGUUUGUGUUGAUGCAGUGUUUGGCCAACCACUUGUGUGUUUUGGGGGCUCAGACCAGCAGAUUCCUACUAUUUAUCCACUGUUUGAGUUGAUCUAGUGUUUGGCCAGCCACUUGUGUUUAUGUAGGGGACUCAGACCAGCAGAUUCACACUGUUUAUCCACUGUUUGUGUUGAUCUAGUGUUUGGCCAGCCACUUGUGUGUUUUGGGGGCUCAGACCAGCAGAUUCCCACUGUUUAUUCACUGUUUGUGUUGAUCUAGUGUUUGGCCAGCCACUAGUGUGUUUUGGGGGCUCAGACCAGCAGAUUCUCACUGUUUAUUCACUGUUUGUGUUGAUGCAGUGUUUGGCCAGCCACUUGUGUGUAUGUAGGGGACUCAGACCAGCAGAUUCCCACUGUUUAUCCAUUGUUUGUGUUGAUGCAGUGUUUGGCCAGCCACUUGUGUGUAUGUAGAGGACUGAGACAAGUUUAUUUAAUGUUCAGUGACCCAUUUGCAGGCACAGGGGUGUUGAGGAGCUGGGUGUGCAGGAGACAGACAAUUACAAAGGAGGCCAUGUCGGAGGUGCCGGUGGUGGGGUCGCCAGUUCCGGAGUACGAGGUGGAGGAGGAAAAGGAAGAGGAGGUCGAGGAGGAGGCACGGAUAAGGAAGAAGAAAAGAUUAUUACCUGUAGCCCUCCCUCCAGCUGAUAAGGGGAUAUUAAGGAGCCCUUCCUACAGGUUCGUUCGAUGCAAGGAGUUGGCACAGGAGGCGUCCGAGGCUGUGUAGAGCGGCCGUCUGAACCUGGUGCCACAGCUUACUAUGUUCAACAGAAACUUGGACAGUGACAACAAGAACAUCUUCACAAAUACAAGCAGCAGAAAUGAGAGUUCUGAGAAUGAUCCGAGGUGUGACCAGACUUGAUAGAAUUAGAAAUGAAGAAACCAGAGAGAGAUUAGGGAUAACAUCUGUACUGAAGAUAAUUGAAAAGAACAAAUUGAGAUGGUAUGGACAUGUCCGAAGAAUGGAAGAUACAAGAUACGCAAGGAAGUUUCUGGAAUGGGUUCCUCUAGGCAGGAGGCCGGUGGGACGACCUAGGAAGCGAUGGAUGCAGGGAGUUGAAGAAGCUACUGAACGAAGAGGAAGAAAUCUACAAGAAAUAACCAGAGAUGAGGAUUUCAUGGAUAGAGACCUUUGGAGAAGAUUUGUAGAGGCCGGACACUGACAGGCAUUGCCUACCUUGCGUCUGCUGAGAAAGUAACUGUAGGAAGAAUGCAGGAAAUGGAGGAGGAGGAGGAGGAGGAGGAGAAAAUGAGUAGAAAACAAGAAAAUUAGAAUAAGCAGAUGGAAUAAAGAGGAAGAAGAAGAAGAAAAGGAGGAAGAAGAAGAGAAGGAGGAAGAGGAGGAAGAAAAGGAGGAGGAGGAGGAAGAAGAAGAAAAAUAAUCACAUUAAGCUGGAGAGGAAAGCAAGAAUAAGCAGGAAGGAGGAGGAGGAGGAGGAGGAGGAGGAGCAGCAGGAGGAGGAAGAGGAGGAGGAGGAGGAAGGCUAAGCAGGAGAUACCCUCCCUUGCUCUAGUUCAGCAGGAGGCAUGGCCGGAGGAGGAGGAGGAGGAACAGCUUUUUUGGGAGUUCUUAAAGAUCGCGUACCUUGAGGCUGCUCCUCCUCCUCCUCCUCCUCCUCCUCCUCCUCCUCCUCCUCCUCCUCCUCCUCCUCCUCCUCCUCCUCCUCCUCCUCCUCCUCCUCCUCCUCCUCCUCCUCUCUCUCUCUCUCUCUCUCUCUCUCUCUCUCUCUCUCUCUCUCUCUCUCUCUCUCUCUCUCUCUCUCUCUCUCUCUCUCUCUCUCUCUCUCUCUCUCUCUCUCUCUCUCUCUCUCUCUCUCUCUCUCUCUCUCUCUCUCUACAGCCUACAGACUCACUAUUUGCUUAACCACACCUCUUGCCUGAAACAAAUGAAAAACUUUUAUCCUUCUCCAAUCACAUUUCAAUUUUGUACUUAGUCACAAUCACACAGUAUAUGUUGUUAAUUUCAACUUUACAACAAGGUGACAACAUUUCAUCUAUUUAUACAUACUUUUUAUUAUUAAAGCUUAUCUUAUAAUUAUUUCUGAAGAGAUUGACUAAUUUUUGUAGUAUUUAUGACUUAGAACUAUGAUAAAGCUAUGAAUUGAUAUAAUUCCUGAUUUGUUUUAUCUUUUCAUUAUACUUCCUUUGUUAAUUGAGCAUUUUAUAUUACUUAGCUUAAAAAUGCAAGAACGGUUCAGAAGUAUCCAACCUUGGGCUAAGGGCCAAAAUUAUGGUAUCAUUCAAAAUGUCCUUCAAAGAAAGCCCUCUGUAAUCCAACACACUUAGCCCAUUAAUCCUUCCAUUUCUCAUCAAUUUGUUCAACAUACAUAUUUUUCCCUUAUAGGGUUGAACAAUUUUCAUGGGUUCAGAGCAAAAGGCUUCCUCAUUCCUCCCCAAGGUACUCUCGGAUGGUAAGCAGGUUUGACUCUGGAGCAAACCUGACCAAGGGCUACUGCCCAAGGCUACAGAGGUUCCUCUCCCUGAGGCUGAAUGCACCAUGUGAGAUGGUUCUGUUAUGUGGAUGAAUGUCAUGGUGGAUAGCAGUGCCACCACAUUCCUACAAUCAUCCAUCACUCCACUGCUCAAACACUUCUGCAACCAAUGAUAGGUAUGCUGCCACAUUCUGCAUGGUCUCCUUGGCUCUCAGAUAAGGAUACUGUCAACAGGUUUGGGAUUGCCAAAAAAUCAUAAGGAGCUAUGUCUGAAAAGUUCAGAGAGAGAGAGAGAGAGAGAGAGAGAGAGAAAGAAUGAGCAAGAGAAAGAGUAGGAUGAAGCAAAGGAAGAGUCAAGAGGGAGGAAGAGAGAGUAGGACAAGAAAAAACAGAACAAAUAAAUCCCCUACACGUCUUGUCUCCAUUCACACAAGCCAUGAAAAGCUUGUCCAUCCCUGAGUGCUCAGAAGCAGUGCUCCACUGAUGAUGUGGAAACUUGAGACACCCAAUCAUUUAAUGGGCUUUAGUAGGUUUUGUCACCAGUCUUCUGUGUGUCACUGACUACAUUUUGAAAUUUUUAUCUGUUCUAUUUAAUUUUGUGUGUAUGUACACAAUGUUUAUGGUCAAUAAACUAUUUAUAAAACUAUUUAUCUGUGUGAGUAAGAUAAAAGCAGUUAUUAUUAUUAUUAUUAUUAUUAUUAUUAUUAUUAUUAUUAUUAUUAUUAUUAUUACACAUUUUCCUCCUUGUAUUUAAAUAUUAUUAUUAUUAUUAUUAUUAUUAUUAUUAUUAUCAUGAAUUGUUCUUGUUUAUAAAUAAAAUACUGUAACUGA
This is a messenger RNA of Scylla paramamosain (green mud crab), 8257 nucleotides long. RefSeq names its product putative nuclease HARBI1. Lineage: Eukaryota; Metazoa; Arthropoda; Malacostraca; Decapoda; Portunidae. The record is from RefSeq and is a predicted model, not a curated record. The coding region runs from base 653 to 1357 and encodes 234 amino acids. The transcript has 7 exons.